This is a messenger RNA of Durio zibethinus, 2616 nucleotides long. The record is from RefSeq and is a predicted model, not a curated record. NCBI's taxonomy places the organism in Eukaryota, Viridiplantae, Streptophyta, Magnoliopsida, Malvales, Malvaceae.
UGAUAAAUUGAGAUGGUUAAGUUGGUCCCAACUACAGGUGUUUUUGACUUUCUAUCUGGUUUAUUGCUGAAGGUGGGUUCGAAGAACUUUUUCUUCAUAGGAGCAGGUUUGCAAAUCCAAUUGACUAACAUUUCCUUUUUGAUCGCUAGGGGUGAUAAUCCUCAAUCAGUCAAACCCAAAAAAUAUAACACACAUCAGGAUCCUCCUUUCUCUUCCAUUUUAGAGCCAUGUAACAGACAACCAUUCUCCUGGUUCGUGUGGUUAGCCACAACCACAAAGGUCUGAACAUAAUGGGCCUCUCUUAACUUCGGCCUUGGCUCUGCAGCAUGCGUUACCGAUCUUUCUUGUCGCCAUGCUUUGUUUCCUGUGGAAAUCUCCCGUAUCCGAAUCAUUCCCAGCUUUAUAAAGUUGAAACUUAUUCCUUGUCCAUCAAUCUUUAUACCCUGCUCUUCUUCAUCUCCUCCAAAAUGGCACCUUUUAAAGAUUUUAAAAAAAGAAGGGUAGCAACAUUUAUCAUCUUGUAAAAAUCCAUUUUAAACCAAAAUUCCAUUCAUGAAAAUCUAGUCUGAGAAAUCUGUUAAGGUUUAGCGAGAUAAUAGGCUAAAGAGUUUGAGACUAACCAGGAGUUCUAUUUCAUCUUCUAAGCACAAUCUACGUAGCUGCACGAAGUCCCCACAUCACCAGAGGAAAUGGCAGCCCAAGGUACAAUCAAAAGACAAUCUUGUAUCUAAACUCAAAGCAACAGACAAAUUCUACUAGAUCCCAAAGGCGAGGUUUCUCCAUCCCCACUUCUCAUUUCUCUCUCUUUUUUGUCUUUUGCUGUUUAGUUACUUAACAGUUUCAACUUCUUGGUAAAAACGAAAAAUUACAAAAAACAUUCCAUGCAUAUAGAAAUCACAUAAAGGAAAGACCCAUAAGUCUCACUGUCUCUCUGUUUCUAUUCACCAAAAACAUUAAUUGCUAACAUUCAAUAAAAGCUGGUGAAAUUCAAGAAUUUAAGGGAAAGUUUGAACUGAUCCAUCUUGUUAUUCAAAACGUUUCUCCUAUUAAGUUCAACCUUGUGUAUAAAAAAACACAUCCCAAACAUAUGGUAACAAUAAUUCUUCCCUUCUUUUCUAUCUGUAAAUCUCAUCAUCAUCAUUUUUACAUGUAGCGUUUAUUUCACCCGAGAUCAUUGGAAGGUCAUUGAUUCCCUCGAAAUUUUCUUCCUCUCUUGCCAUACUUAUUUUCCUUCUUGUUUUACAAAUACUCAGUUGGCAAAAAGUGAUUUACUUUGCUUAUUGAUAGCAGUGAUCUCAUUCAUUCCUAUAUAAGAUGCGUUUCAAAGUUUCGGCUUUGGGAUAAAGGUUUCGAUCCUAAAAGGGUGCUUCUUGGUUUGGUUUUAGAGGAAAUACAAACCCAGAAAGCUGAUUUUAAUUGAGGGAUUAAGUUAUGACGCAGUCAAGGGUGUUGGCAAUGGAGGAAGGUAAGGACCCGGCUUCUGCAAUCAGAACGAACCUCUCCAGGGCUUUGCCUUUGAGACUCCUUCUAUUUUGUGUGUUGCUUUUGGUCCUGGGCGUUGGAUUAUCUAUCAUCAGUAUGUAUUCAGUACGGUUUUUUGUGGUCCAGCAGAUAGCUACUGUAGCCCCAUCAACUAUUCGGCCAUGGUAUGAAGAGGUUAAUAGCAUAGAAAGUUUGAUUAGGCCUCCAUCAAACUUGAUGCAUACUAUGAAUGACACAGAACUAUUCUGGAGAGCUUCGUUUGUUCCUCAAAUCAAGGAAUAUCCUUUUAAGAGAGUCCCCAAGAUUGCCUUCAUGUUCUUGACCAAGGGGCCAUUGCCACUGGCUCCUCUUUGGGACAGAUUCUUCAAGGGACAAGAAGGGCAUUACUCUAUAUAUGUCCAUGCACUGCCAUCUUACAUUGCUGGCUAUCCACCAUCAUCUCCUUUCUACAGGAGACAAAUCCCAAGUCAGAUGGUGGAAUGGGGAAAGAUGAGUAUGUGCGAGGCUGAGAGAAGACUCAUUGCUAAUGCAUUGCUCGAUAUCUCCAAUGAAUGGUUUAUUCUCUUGUCUGAGUCCUGCAUACCUCUGCACAAUUUCAGCAUAAUCUAUCGCUACAUAUCAAGAUCAAAACACAGCUUUAUGGGUUCAUUUGAUGAACCUGGACCUUAUGGGAGAGGACGCUACGAUCCACGCAUGGAACCGGAGGUCAAACUUAGCCAAUGGCGCAAAGGGUCCCAAUGGUUUGAAGUUAACAGGAGGCUUGCAAUUAAUAUAAUUGAGGACACCACCUAUUAUCCUAAGUUUAAGGAGUUCUGCCAGCCAGCUUGUUAUGUGGAUGAGCACUAUUUCCCCACAAUGCUGAGCAUCCAACUGCCUCAUCUCUUGGGAAACAGGACUCUUACAUGGACAGACUGGUCAAGGGGUGGUGCUCAUCCAGCCACAUUUGGAAAGGCUGAUAUAACAGAAGGUUUCUUUAAAAAAUUUUUUGAAGGUCAAUUGUGCCUCUAUAAUAGCCAGCCAUCUACAGUUUGCUAUCUUUUUGCAAGGAAAUUUGCUCCAAGUGCUUUGGAUCCUUUAUUAGGAUUGGCAUCCAAAGUUUUAGGGUACUGACUAGGGUUGGCUACCAAGAUUAUA